AUGGCUGCGGGGGCCCGGCCGGCCUCGCCUCCAGUCCCCGCGGCCUCCUCGCCUCCGCCUCGCACUCGGGCCGCGGGCUCGUGCCACCCUGGGCGCCUAGGCGCUGACUGGCCUCUCCCCCCUCCUCCUCCUCCUGCGGCCGCUUCCGCCUCGCCGGGCGCUGAAUCACCCCGCGCCCCCUCCCCCAGACAACCGCCCCUCUCGCAGCCCGGCCCUCGCCGGCGCACGCCCCUGGCUCAGCUGGGCGGUGGGGGGCUCCGGACCCUCCCUCCCCUCGUCAGAAGGGAGGGCCUCUUUCGCCCUCAACCGCCCACCGGAGCGCAGGCCGCGGCCCCAGAGCCCCCUCCCCGCUCUCCCGAGGUGAUUCGCGGCCCCACCCGGGCCGGAGGAGGGGGCACGCGGCCGACCCCUGAGGGCGGAACGGAGCGAGGGCAGCGAGCCGGCAGGGUGGUGCGCGGCGCGCUCGCCCUAUUCCCUCAGCUCCGCACCCCCGACAGCGGCGGAGGAAACUGCGGCGGAGGAGAAGGAGGUGGCGUCGGGGACGGCUCCGCGGCGGCUGCUCUAAUAGCAUUUAUCCGCCGCUGCCUCCCCUCUCGCCGCCGCCGCAGCAUGUGGACGCCGCUCAUUGGCCGAGAGGGCCCAGCGCGGCGCGGGCGGCACGGCCCCGCCCCCUCCCCUCGGCUCCCUCCCUCCCGCGCGACUCGCGCCCACGCCGCCGCGCAGGCCCCGCCCCCUCUGCGCACCGCCCCCAGGAACCCGGAUAGAGGCCGGCGCGCGCCGGGCCGCGCUCGCGCAGUACGCGCCGUAGCCAGCGGUUGGCGGAGGGCGGAAUUUCGGCGGGUCUUGGGCUCCAUCGGUCUUCAACCCCGCUCACUCACGGACAGACCCCAAGGAGGUCGAGGGCUCACGGUGGGCCCCCUGCACUAG
Molecule: messenger RNA, 927 nt
Organism: Herpailurus yagouaroundi (jaguarundi)
Lineage: Eukaryota; Metazoa; Chordata; Mammalia; Carnivora; Felidae
Product: translation initiation factor IF-2-like
Exons: 1
Coding region: 1-927 (308 amino acids)
Source: RefSeq, a predicted model, not a curated record